AUACAGUAUACGUGCUACGUGACCGCGUGUACCUCCUCUGCCCAUACUGUGCUCUGCUAGCCAUGGCCACCUACGACUCCCUCCACCGACAAUGCCGCACGCUCGAAUCCCUCUUCGACACGAAGCUCACCUCCUACGCGCGCCUCGCGAGCACCGUCACGCACACCCCGGACGACCUCGAGGCGGGCGGGUCCGCGGAGCGGUGGCGGGACAUGGAGGCGGACGUUGACGAGCUGCUCGAGAAGCUGAAGGAGAACAACGACCAGCUCUCGCGGCUGGCGGACGAUACGCAGAACCCGCCGUCGCAGUCGAUGCUCCGCGCGAUACAGCGGCAUCGGGAAGUGUACCAGGACUACGCGAGGGAGCUUCGCAGGACGAAGACAAACGUACAAACAGCACUAGACCAGGCGAACCUUCUGAGCGGUGUCCGGAACGACAUCGACGCGUACAAGUCGUCAGCAGCAGACUCACUGCUCGCGGAGCGCGGGCACAUCGACAGCUCACACCGCAUGACGGACGACGUCCUCUCGCAGGCGUACGAGACGCGCGCAGAGUUCGCCCGCCAGAGACUGACCAUCUCCGGGAUUAACUCGCGCAUGCAGGGCGUACUCAGUUCGAUACCCGGCAUCAACGGAGUGAUUGGCAUGAUCAAGUCGCGCCGGAGGCGAGACUCGAUCAUCGUCGGCAGCGUGAUCGGGGUCUGCACGGUCCUCCUGCUCAUGUAUGUAUUCUAGCGAAUGGGUUGGUGGGUUCGGAUACACAUCCUGUGUGGAUCCGGGUGCGAGACAGGGGCUCUGCGUCAGGAUAAGA
Messenger RNA from Fomitopsis serialis, 810 nucleotides. RefSeq names its product V-snare-domain-containing protein. Gene Ontology annotation, molecular function: SNAP receptor activity. The record is from RefSeq and is a predicted model, not a curated record. Gene Ontology annotation, biological process: endoplasmic reticulum to Golgi vesicle-mediated transport; vesicle fusion. Gene Ontology annotation, cellular component: Golgi medial cisterna; cis-Golgi network; SNARE complex. Lineage: Eukaryota; Fungi; Basidiomycota; Agaricomycetes; Polyporales; Fomitopsidaceae. The transcript has 6 exons. Bases 63 to 734 code for a protein of 223 amino acids.